This is a messenger RNA of Gossypium raimondii (Peruvian cotton), 3891 nucleotides long. RefSeq names its product putative disease resistance protein RGA4. The transcript is spliced from 2 exons. NCBI's taxonomy places the organism in Eukaryota, Viridiplantae, Streptophyta, Magnoliopsida, Malvales, Malvaceae. Gene Ontology annotation, biological process: defense response to fungus. The record is from RefSeq and is a predicted model, not a curated record. Gene Ontology annotation, molecular function: protein binding; ADP binding. The coding region runs from base 150 to 3686 and encodes 1178 amino acids.
UCAAUCAUUUCUUCUCUGCAUUUCUCUCCUAAUUCUCUGCAGCUUUUACUUCUUUACUUCGUUUCUAAGCUCCAUUGCUUCCCUCAAAUCGUUCUUCUUUUAUUCUCUCGUAAGUUUCCUUUGAAUCUUUUGAAUUCUGGGGGUUGUCCAUGGCAGAUGUUUUUGUUUCUUCCCUUGUGAGUACCAUCUUAGGGAACCUCAAUUCUCUAGCUCUUCGUGAAUUUGAAAUCGCAAGUAAUUUGGAAACCGACCUUCAAGAUCUCGAGAGCACUUUAAGUACGAUUCAAGCCGUGCUUCAAGACGCAGAGCAGAAACAAUGGAGGAGCGAGGCCGUCAGGAAUUGGCUCAGAAAACUCAAGGAUAUCGCUUACGAUGCUGAUGAUUUACUCGACGAGUUUGCUGCAAAAGCUUUCCUAUGGAAAGCUCGAGAAAACAUGAGCAGCAAAGUAAGUGAUUUCUUUUCCUCUAAAAAUUCCACUGUGUUUACUUUCAAGAAGGCUCAUGAACUUAAGCAAAUUAGGCAGAGGUUAGAUGCUGUAGCAGAGGAGAAAAACAAAUUCCAUUUGACUGAAAAAGUUGGGGAUUUAGAAAUUGAUGAUAGGGAAUGGCGAUUGACUAGCUCGCUGGUCAAUGAAUCUGAAAUAUUGGGAAGAAAUGAGGAUAAAGAGAACGUAAUCAACGGGUUGUUUGGUAGUUCGUUGGAUAAAAAUGAUUUGUCCAUUUAUGCCAUUUGUGGUAUGGGUGGACUUGGAAAGACUACUCUUGCUCAACUGGUGUUCAAUGAUGAAAGGGUUGAAAGGGGUUUUGCUUUGAGGAUUUGGGUAUGUGUAUCCGAUGCUUUUGAAGUCAGAAGGUUGAUAAAAGCAGUUAUUGAGUCCAUUGAUGGUAGUCCUUGUGAUAUCGUUGAGCUCGACCCUCUGCAACGAUACUUGCAAGAAAAGCUGAGGGGGAAGCGAUUUCUUCUCGUAUUAGAUGAUGUUUGGAAUGAAAACUUUGAAAAAUGGGAUGGUUUUAGGAAUUCAUUGAACGUUGGAGCAAAAGGCAGCAUGGUCAUAGUUACAACCCGGAUCGAGAAAGUUGCUCUUAUCAUGGCUACUCUUCCCAUAUACCAUUUGGACUAUUUAUCGGAUGAGAAUUCUUGGUUAUUAUUCAAGCACCGUUCUGUUCUGAUGGAAAGCGAGGAGGGAUACAAGAGAUUGGAAAGCAUUGGAAAGCAAAUUGUUCAGAAGUGUGGAGGGGUUCCUUUGGCUGUAAAAGCUCUUGGAAGCAUGUUGCGGUUAAAGCGUAGAGAAAGUGACUGGUUAUGUGUUAAAGAAAGUGAGAUCUGGGAGUUACCGGAUGACGGGAGUGGCAUUUUACCUGCCUUGAGAUUAAGUUAUGACAAUCUACCAUCAUAUUUAAGGCAGUGCUUUGCGUAUUGUUCGAUAUUCCCAAAAGAUUGUGAAAUGGAUAAAUCUCAGUUGAUAGAGUUAUGGAUGGCAAAUGGAUUUGUUCCUUCUAGAGGACGUAGGGAGUUGCGUGAAAUUGGAGAUGAGAUAUUCCUCGAGUUAACUUGGAGGUCCUUCUUUCAAGAUGUUACUGAAGAUGAUGAUGGCACUGUGACCUGUAAAAUGCAUGAUCUCGUUCAUGACCUUGCAAUUUCGAUAAUGAGGUUCGAAUGUUAUAUGUAUGACAAAAACCAGUCGUUUGGGUCUCCAAAACAGAUUAGGCACUUACAUAUUCCCAUUCAACCAAUGCCUCCUUUCGGUUACGGAAGGAUUCUCUUGGACAAACAAUAUAAUCUCCUCAAAAGCUGUUCGUCAGUGCGGUCCCUCAUUCUUGGUGGCAUUGGCCUGACUAAAGCCGAUUGUCCUCUGAAACAUGUGAGAGCACUGGACUGCAAUAUGUAUCAAAUACCGAAGUCGCUAGGAAAGAUGGUACACCUGAGAUAUUUAAACAUACGUUAUCAGGGAAGCGCAUGCAUCGAUAGAAUUCCGAAAUCUUUUUGUAACUUGGUGCACUUGACGUAUCUAAACUUGUCUUACACUCGCAUCAAAAGAUUGCCCCAGUCUGCCAAUUGCCUCCUAAACUUGCAGAUUAUGAAACUCUCCUGCUGUCGCUAUCUUUGUGAGCUACCCCAAGGAAUGCAACAUAUGAGAAGCCUAAAGUGUGUUGAUAUCUCACAUUGUGAUUCUCUUGAGCAAACUCCACCUGGAAUUGGGCACCUGACUCAAUUGGUAGAACUGAGUAUAUUUAUAGUAAGGAAGGACCAUGGUUGUGGAGUUUGGGAGCUUAAAGAGUUAGACCUUGGAAAGGAGUUGUCUCUAAAGGAACUCGAUAAUGUGACAGGUUCAACUGAAGCCAAGAGUGCCAACUUGAUAAGGAAGCAAAAUCUCCGAUCAUUGAGUUUAAUCUGGGGAAAACAAGCAGGGGAAUUUCCAGAUAAUGAAGAAGAGGUUCUUAGCAGUCUCCAACCUCAUUAUAAUCUGGAGUAUUUUCGGAUAAGCUGUUAUCAAGGUUUAAGGCUUCCCAGUUGGUUGAUUGAUUUACCGAAUCUGGUCUCAGUUGAGCUUGACCUGUGUAAAAGAUGUUCACAUCUUCCACCUCUAGGGGAACUGCCGUUGCUCAAGGUUCUUAAAAUAAAGGGAAUGGAUGCUGUGAAGUGCAUUAGCAGUGAAUUCUAUGGAAAUGGGAUCAAUCCGUUCUCAUCAUUGGAGGAACUCUAUUUUGACUCAAUGCCUGUUUUGGAGACGUGGAAAACAGUUGAGGAAAGGGGAAAUUUUCCUCGUCUGCAAAUCUUGGUUUUCAGGAAAUGCCCUGAGUUGAUUGAAUUGCCAAAGUUUCCAACCCUCAAAAAGCUUCGAAUUUGGAAAAGGGGGAGCGGCUUAUCUAGUCCUUGUCUUGGUUCACUUGAGAUCGAUGACCUUUCUGGCUUGACAGUUUUUCCCAGUGGUUUGUUGCAAAAUCAAACACACCUUGAGGAGUUGAGGAUAGAAUCGUUACCUGACCUCAAGUCUCUGUCGAAUCAUCUGGAUAAUCUAUCUGUGCUGAAACACUUGCAAAUCUACGGCUGCCACAAGCUUGAAGACAUUCUUGAAGCACUACAAAACCUCAAUGCUUUAGAGAGUUUGGGUUUGGGUAGUUGUCACAGUCUUGUUUCGUUUCCUGGUAAUGUAAAUGGCUUAACUUCACUUCGUGUCCUGAAGAUUUUAGGGUGCGAUAGAUUUACCUCUUUGUCUGAUAGGGUCAUGCAUUUGACACAUCUUGAGGAAUUGUGCAUUUGGGAUUGUCCGAUGUUGAAUUCUUUACCGGCAGAAAUCCAGCAUCUAAAUGCUCUUCAAAAAUUGACAAUUAGUUGGUGUGACGGAUUUACUUCUGUUCCAAACCAGAUAGAACAUCUCACCUCCCUUUGUGAGUUGAAUUUCGAAUAUUGUAUUCAUUUGAUGUCAUUGCCUCAAGGGAUAAAGAGCCUCACAACACUCAAGAACCUAUACAUUCGGGGAUGCCCCCAUUUGGAAAAGUGGUGCAACGAAGGGGGAGGAGAGGGUUGGCCUUACAUAGCACAUGUUCCCCAUAUUCAAAUCUUUGCUUAUGAUAAAGCAUUGUACUCUAUGGGACGAAGAUCCCAUGGCAGUCUCUUUACAAGGUUUGGUGAUUGGACAUGUGGCAUAGCAAGUAAGUUGUUGAAAUGUAAGCUAGAGUCAUGAAUUCCAAGGUAAUGGACGAGUGAAAAUGCUGAUAUCUGGGUUCAACAUAAUCUGCGCCAUCUGUGAUUUAUGUUAUUUGGAUUCAUUCAAUUGUAGGUUUUGAGUAGAGUAUGUAUGAUGUGUUUAGUGUAGGUCUAUUCAAUAUUUUUGAGAUUUUUAUAUACAAAAUUCUUAAAAGAUCCAUGUUUAAAUGUUAAUAAUACUA